Molecule: messenger RNA, 4872 nt
Organism: Mytilus trossulus (common blue mussel)
Lineage: Eukaryota; Metazoa; Mollusca; Bivalvia; Mytilida; Mytilidae
Exons: 24
Coding region: 1-4872 (1623 amino acids)
Source: RefSeq, a predicted model, not a curated record
AUGUCUUUUGUGAGAGAACUACUUUGUCUUUCUCUAAUUAAACAGUCAUGUAUUUUCUUAAUAGGAUGUCGGAAUGCACCAACACUCACCACACUACCUGGUUCUGGUAUUGUAUGUAACCUUGGUGACAGCUGUACUAAGAUUGACUGCUGUGUUGACAUUGCCAAGUUAGAUACGACCUUCAGAGUGUAUGCUGACCUUGAUGUGUGUAGUAAGGAGUUUACAGUUGGUGUAGAGAAUUUCAACAGGACUGUAUCCCUGAAUAGUUUCCAGUAUGCACAAGAAGAUACUUUCUCUUUUGGAGGACUUGUUAAUAUUAAAUAUAAAGUAGUGAACUACCAGAGUGAGAGAGUGUUUGUAGUCAAUAUGGACAUUGAAGUAUGCUAUUCUGCUGCUGGACCAUGUUCAGUACAGCACAAGAUACUUACCAAUGUCAAGUUACCCAAAUCUUCAUGUAACUACAGCCAGCCAUAUGCCAUUCCUGAUUUCUCAUUGGUGUCUUACAUGAGUGAGUUAGAAGUUGACACAAAUGUCAAUCAGCUACCAAGUUGGGCUGUUGACUUACUGAUGGAAGAAUUAGGAAUAGCAGGUUUCCAAAAAGAACCUCAGUGUGAAUUGUCAAGCUACUCUGGAGCUCUAGCAAAUGGAUGGGAUUCAACAGCUUGCGGAGAACUUAUAACACUACCACAGUUACCAGCCUAUACACGAUGCAGGUUACCAAGUUACUGUACUGGUGCCCAGUGCUGUUCAAACAUUGGUUAUCUUGGGAGAAAGUUGGAAGCCUUUGUUUUGGUGGAUCCAUGUAGCUACUCUGUCAGCAUUGGACUGGAGAAAAGAAAUAUCAAUGUUACAUUACUGGAAUUUACACAAGGCAGUUGGCAGAUGGUCACUUUAGGCAAUCUACUCAGACUUCAGUACAAAGCCGAGGAGCUGACAGCUGAGAAGGUUUACUUGUUGUACAUGACAAUCAGUAUAUGUUUUGAGACUGUAGGAGAUUGCCGUUAUACUUACACUGUAUUUGAUGGUGUAAAGAUUCCUAAACAACCGUGUGACUGGACGGGAGGAUAUGCUAUACCAGGUUUUAAUUUGAAUUCUUACCUGACUGGACAAGGAUAUUCCACAAGUACACCUCUGAACUCAUUAGUAUCCUCACAACUCUUGGAAUACCUGGGAGUAGCCAGUCUGCUGAAAACAACAGCUGAUCAGUGUCAAAUGUCUGACCCUCUUUAUUCAUCGCCAACUAAUGGCUGGACAAAAGAUGAAGGUUGUACAUCAGCCGUAGAUCUACCAACUCUAGGAAGUAAUAGUGUUUGUCACUUGUAUGACACCUGUACCGGUAUAUCAUGUUGUCUCCAUUCUAAUACUGUUGAAAGAAACUUCAAUGUCUACCUCAAACUGGAUCCCUGUACUCAGAAACUUGAUAUUGGUAUAGAAAAGUACCAGUUUGACUUUUCACUAUACACCUUUGCAUUUGAGACGACACAAUAUUUCCAUAUUGAUAGAGUUAUUGAAAUUGAGUACAAAAUAACAGAUUUGGUUGGUGAAAUGGUCUAUCUUGUGGAUAUGAAAGUUAAGAUUUGCUUCAAUGAUCCAACACCAUGUGACCUGCAAGAUACAAUAGUUCUGAAUACCAAAUUACCUAAGAUGGUGUGUCCAUGGUCUAGAGGAUAUCCAGACCCAAGUUGGUCCCUAAAUCAGUGGUAUUUGGACAAUUCUUUGACACCAGGAUCUAAUUUGGACCCCUCUGCAGUCUCUUCCCUGAUGGAGGCCUCAGAGAUAGCGGAAUAUUUACUCAGUCCUAUGGUAUCACGAGAUGACCCCUUCGGAAAAUACGCUGCAGCCUAUCUUGGUUGGAGUUCAGAGUGUACUGAUGCCCCUGUAGCUCUCCUUCAAUUGGACCAGUCUGUAAUAUCCUGUAAUCUAGAGAGCACCUGUCGGGGAUUGAGUUGUGCAUUAGACGUACCAUUCAUCAGUAAAACAUUUGAAUUCUAUAUGAGACUAGAGCAGUGCGACUACAUGUUAAAAGUUGGAAUUGAACGACAGCAAUACGAAAGAACACUCAAAGGAUAUCAAUGGGGAGAAUGGACACACGUUGACCUGAAUGGAAUUUUAAAAAUUAGUUUUGUUCUCCAUGAUUUGCACGCUGAGCCUGCAUUCCUGAUUUCUAUGAAACUGAGUUUAUGUUGGGAAGCUAACCAGCCAUGUGGAACUGUUUACAAUAUCUUAAAUAAAGUCAGACUACCCAAGAAAGUGUGUGAUUGGGACAGGAAGUUUCUUCUAAAUGACUUUUCCCUGAAUCAGUAUAAGACUGACAAUGGUAUUUCUACGCUUGAUGAACAUCAUGUGUCAGAUAUUCUACGCUUGACUGGUAUUUCACAAUACAUGAAGAGGACCCCAUGUGAUAGGACUGCAGCUCCUUACACUGGGGCUGAUGGAAACAACUGGAAAAAUGAUUGUGCUGAUCCUGUAGGUACUUUAUUACCUUUGGGUAGUGAUACCACAUGUCACCUUGACUCAUCAUGUACAGCUGUAGAUUGUUGUUUGGAUUCUACCAGCCUCGAUCUGACCUUCAAUGGAUAUGUCCGACUGGACCCAUGUAACUACAAAAUAUAUAUAGGACUGGAGGGUAUUGAUUUAGACUAUACACUCAUAGACUUUGGAUUUGGUACAGUGCAGCAUUAUGCCAUGAAUGAAGUUUUUAAUAUAGAUUUUGUGGUAGAUGAUCUAAGGGCAGAUGAAGUAUAUGUUGUAACCAUGAAUAUGUCAGUCUGUCUAGAAUCAGGAGGGGCAUGUGAAGUGUUAACCAAUGUAUUCCAGGAUCACAGGCUACCUAAAGCUGAAUGUGACUAUGAUUCACAGUUUGUUAUUCGUGGAUUCAGCUUAAAUGAAUACUUAGAUGAGAAGAGUGUACCUACAGACAGUGUACCCCUAGACGUCUACACUAUUGCCCAAUUACUACACGAUACAGCUCUUGCACCUUACAUGAUGGAUGAUGCUUGUGAUCAAACUGUUAUACCAUAUUAUCCCAAUGAUCAAGGAUGGAACAGAGCAUGUGAAGAACAUGUAGAAUUACCAGUACUGCAAUCUGGUACCAUCUGUCAUCUAUACAGCUCUUGUACUGGUGUCACCUGUUGUAGCAGCUUCCCAAGGAUCGAUAGAAAUGUUAACACACAGUUAAAACUGGAUCCCUGUAACCGUAAAAUGACCAUAGUCAUUGAGAAGCUUGAGAUUACCAUUAGCUUGUUUGGAUAUACAUAUGGUGAAGUUAAAAAAGUAAAAUUACAUGGAGUGAUGGGUCUUGAGUUUAAAAUUGAAAAUCUUGAAUCAGAAAGGAAGUUUCUGGUAGAUCUAGAGAUGAGUAUUUGUUUGGAGACCAAUGGAACCUGUGAAAUAACUGUCCCUGUCAUGAUAAGUACUGCCCUACCAAAGAAACCAUGUGAUUGGAAGAAUGAUUAUGUCCAAACAGAUUUUUCUUUCCUUGGUUUCCUGAAUGAGAAUGGGAUAGGUGUGAACGAUAAUCUAGAUACCAAUGAAAUGUCUGCUUUGAUAGAGAGGUUAGCCAUUGGAGAUUUUUUGAAAGACACACAAUGUAAUAGUUCUGCAUCUCCCUACAGUGGACAUUCAAAUGGUUGGAAAAAUUCUUGUGCACAGUCUAUGGCAACUCUUCCCACUAUAUCAGGUGCUGUAUGUAAUGUUGGCAGUGAUUGUACCACUGUCUACUGCUGUUUGCCAGACACCAGAAUCAGCAAAAGUUUUGAGACAUUUGUAAAGUUUGAGCCAUGUCUUUUCACAUUGAGUGUUGGAAUAGACAAAUUAACAUUCAGUACACUUUUGUUUGAUUAUGAAUGGGGUCAGCUGACUGAAGUUUGGUUGUUUGGAUACGUCAGAAUGGAGUUUACAGUGAGGGACUUGGAGAUGGAGGGAGAAUACUUAAUUGACAUGAAACUUCAGAUUUGUCGUGAGUCAGAUACAGUAACAACACCAUGUGGAGUUGAUAUUGUAAUCUUUGAUAAAUAUAGACUUCCUAAAUUGUCAUGUGACUGGAAUUCAGGAUUAGAUACAGGAUUCCAAGGAUUAACAACAUGGCUGACAGACAACAGUGUAACUAAGACAGAACCUCUGAGAGGACCAGAGACCUCCAAGUUAAUGUCUGAUGCUGGCAUUGCAGCUUAUCUGUAUGAACCAUCAUGUGAUCAGCAGGGUAGUACCUACUCUGGAAAUGUGGGAGGUGUCAAAAAUGAUUGUGGAAUGCCUGUUUCUGUCCCUGCGCUACCAUCAGGAGUUGUCUGUACUGUUUCCACGGAUACAUGUACUGGUUUGGAUUGCUGUAUCACCAUUCCACUAACAAACAAGACAAUGAACUUCCGUAUUAACAUAAAUCAUUGUUACCAGGACAUUACUGUUGGAUUGGAAUCAAUGUACAGAGAAUAUAAAUUACUCGAUUAUGAUUUUGGAACUGUUGAACAUUUCAACCUGAGAGGAGUUGGAAAAAUGGAAUACAAAAUAGAGGACUUCCUUGGAGAGGGUGCUUACUUGUUGGAUAUUAGUUUUUCAUUCUGUUUAGAGACAGGAAGUUGUGAAUUUACAGAAACUAUCAUCCAGGGGGUCAAGUUCCCUAAAAAGAAAUGUACAUGGGAUGAUACAUAUAGGGUGAAAGACUUUUCACUGGAACAGUGGAGUAGGGAGAGAUCUAUUAAUACAACACAAGUGUAUCCAGCUUAUUACAUCUCAGAACUUCUACAGAACUUAGACCUAACCACUUGUUAUAUUUUAUUUCAGACUUUUCAUUGGAACAGUGGAGCAGGGAGAGAUCUAUUAACACAACACAAGUGUAUCCAGCUUAUUACAUCUCAGAACUUCUACAGAACUUAG